UUGCAAAACCAAACCACAAGGCAGACUCGCAAAAGAAGGCAGAGCUCCGCCAUGCACCGCUCAGCACUGCUAUGUUGCCUGGUCUUCCUGGCUGGGGUGGGGGCCAGCCAGAGCCAGGACCCCCAGUCUGAGAACAGCUGCACCUACUUCCCACACAGCCUGCCCCACAUGCUCAGAGAGCUCCGGAUGGCCUUCAACAGGGUGAAGACUUUCUUUCAAACGAAGGAUCAGCUGGACAACAUGUUGUUAAAUAAGUCCCUGCUGGAGGACUUCAAGGGUUACCUGGGAUGCCAAGCCUUGUCCGAGAUGAUCAAAUUUUACCUGGAGGUGGUGAUGCCGAAGGCUGAGAACCACGGCCCCAACAUCAAGGAGCACGUGAACUCCCUGGGGGAAAAGCUGACAACCCUCAGGGCGAGGCUGCGGCGCUGUCAUCGAUUUCUUCCCUGUGAAAACAAGAGCAAAGCGGUGGAGCAGGUGAAGAACGCCUUCGAUAAGCUCCAAGAGAAAGGUGUCUACAAGGCCAUGAGCGAAUUUGACAUCUUCAUCAACUACAUAGAAACCUACAUGACAAUGAAGAUAAAAAACUAAAACAUCCUAGGAAGCAAAGAAUCCAACAUGGCGACUCCACUAGACUCUAGGACAUGAAUUGGAGGUCUCCAAAAUCGGGUCCAGGGUUCUGGGAGAACCAAACCAGCUCCUUGGAAAACCCUACCGUGCCUCUCUCCUGUGAUAUUUAUUACCCUGAUACCUCAACUCCCAUUUCUAUUUAUUUACUGAGCUUAUCUGUGAACUAUUUAGAAAGAAGCUUAAUAUUAUACUUUUUUCAAUAUUUAUUAUUUUUCACCUGUGUUUAAGCUGUUUCCAUAGGAUAACACCCUAUGGUAUAUGAGUGUUUUAAAAGAAAUUAUAAGUUAUAUAAAGAGAAAAAAAAAAGUUCUUUGGGGAGCCAACUGAAGCUUCCAUCCUAAGCCUGACCACACUUUAAAGCUGUUGAGCUGUUUGCUCUGACCUCCCUCUAAUUUAUCUCAUUCCUGGGCUUGGGGCUCCCGGAGUGUUACAAAGACUCUUAGGAAGGGAGCCAGGGAUACCCUCUGAUGAUGAACCUUCCUGUGGCUCAGAGGGACUCCCCUAACCUCACUCCCCAACCACUUUAUUCUUAAAAGCUGUGGCCAGCUUGUUAUUUAUAACAACUUAAAGUUGGUUCUAAUAGAACUUAGUUAUAACUUAAAGUAUUUCAAUUCCUCGGGGAAUGUUACAUUGUUUGUCUGUCUUCAUAACAGAUUUUAAUUUUGAAUAA
Messenger RNA from Trichechus manatus latirostris (Florida manatee), 1297 nucleotides. RefSeq names its product interleukin 10 (gene IL10). The record is from RefSeq and is a predicted model, not a curated record. Bases 52 to 588 code for a protein of 178 amino acids. The transcript has 5 exons. Gene Ontology annotation, molecular function: cytokine activity. Gene Ontology annotation, cellular component: extracellular region. Gene Ontology annotation, biological process: immune response. Lineage: Eukaryota; Metazoa; Chordata; Mammalia; Sirenia; Trichechidae.